Messenger RNA from Empidonax traillii (willow flycatcher), 421 nucleotides. Its product is annotated as cytochrome b-c1 complex subunit 9. The transcript has 2 exons. Lineage: Eukaryota; Metazoa; Chordata; Aves; Passeriformes; Tyrannidae. Gene Ontology annotation, biological process: mitochondrial electron transport, ubiquinol to cytochrome c. The coding region runs from base 57 to 236 and encodes 59 amino acids. The record is from RefSeq and is a predicted model, not a curated record.
CCUACACCCCCCAUCGGCCCCCGCGGCGCGGCGCAGGCGCGGUGCGCGCGGCCAAGAUGGCGCUGCUGCGGCAGGUGUACGGGGCGCUGUUCCGCCGCACCUCCACCUUCGCGCUGUCCGUCGUGCUGGGCGCCGUCCUCUUCGAGCGCGCCUUCGACCAGGGCGCCGACGCGCUCUUCGAGCGCCUCAACGAGGGGAAACUGUGGAAGCACAUCAAGCACAAGUAUGAGAACUGAGCAGCUCAGCAGCAGCAGCAGGGAAGGAUUUGGCCUCCUGACACUGGGAAUGGAUUCCUGAUGGAACAACUCCGAGCCAGAGUGGAUCAGCCACCCGCUGAGCUGGUGUGAGGCAGGAUGGACUCCAGGGGUGCUGCUGUUCCCAACUCAUGGUGUUCAAAUAAAACUCUGGUCCAUCUCUCGUG